AUUUCAGUAAUUGACCCCAUAAUCUUAUUUCUGGAUAACAGCACCCUAACAUGCCUGUCCAUGCUUUGAAAUGUAGACCUAGAUUGUGGCCAGACCAGCAGCCUUCCUGAUGGUCAUUCCUGAUGAUUAGAACUUCAUCAGUGCAAGAAGGAAUAUCUUUGAAUUCUCCAUUAGGCUGGGCUGCUUCAUUAAGCCACUGUGUAGCACUCUGGGUAUCCAGAAGCAUGCUAGAAAAGUGGAGUCAGGAGUCCAUCAAGCAUCUACCUAGUAAAUUGAACACAUCCCUCAAACACUUACUCUCUUUUGGCAAGGAAUGCCAUGGCCAAAUCCUUUCGGAAGAAUCAUCAUUGUGAGUGUGAUGACCUCUCCUGGGAUGUUCUUCUUCCCUAAUUGUUCCAUUCAAAUCCAGUCCAUCUUUUCAGACACAACAUAAAUACAGCCUCCUAUUAAAGGAGUUGGAAGAUAUCUUAGAAGCAUCUGGUCCAUACCCCAGAGUUCUUUAUGAACUUACUGAUCCAUAUGCCAUGAGACCACAUGACAAAUGAAAUACUUUGGAUCAACAUGGUGACAGAAACAUGAUUCAGUGAGAAAAAGGACAAUUCUGAAUUGUUUGAAACUCUGGAGGAGGAUAUAGACUGGAGGAAAAAACCUGCAAAUGACAAAUUGAAGAAAGAGAAGAAGUAUCAGCCCAGGAGUUAAAGUCACUGUUUGAAAAAAAGUCCCUAAAAGAAAAACCUCCGAGUUCUGGAAAGCAGUCAAUAUUAUCUGUACGCCUGGAGCAGUGCCCUCUGCAGCUGAAUAACCCCUUUAACGAGUAUUCCAAAUUUGAUGGCAAGGGUCAUGUAGGGACAACAGCAACCAAGAAGAUCGAUGUCUACCUCCCACUGCACUCCAGCCAGGACAGACUGCUGCCAAUGACUGUGGUGACAAUGGCCAGCGCCAGAGUGCAGGACCUGAUUGGGCUCAUCUGUUGGCAGUACACAAGUGAAGGACGGGAGCCAAAACUCAACGACAAUGUCAGUGCCUACUGCCUGCAUAUUGCUGAGGAUGAUGGAGAGGUUGACACAGAUUUCCCCCCACUGGAUUCCAACGAGCCCAUUCAUAAAUUUGGCUUCAGUACUUUGGCCCUGGUUGAAAAAUAUUCAUCUCCUGGUCUGACAUCCAAAGAGUCACUCUUUGUUCGAAUAAAUGCUGCUCAUGGAUUCUCCCUUAUUCAGGUGGACAACACAAAGGUCACCAUGAAGGAAAUCUUGCUAAAGGCAGUGAAGCGAAGGAAAGGAUCUCAGAAGAUUUCGGGCCCUCAGUACCGCCUGGAGAAGCAGAGCGAGCCCAAUGUUGCUGUGGACUUGGAGAGCACCUUGGAGAGCCAGAGCGCAUGGGAGUUCUGCCUGGUCCGCGAGAACAGUUCAAGGGCAGACGGGGUUUUAGAGGAGGAUUCGCAAAUUGACAUAGCUACAGUACAGGAUAUGCUUAGCAGCCACCAUUACAAGUCAUUCAAAGUCAGCAUGAUCCACAGACUACGAUUCACAACCGACGUACAGUUAGGUAUCUCUGGAGACAAGGUAGAGAUAGACCCUGUUACGAAUCAGAAAGCCAGCACUAAGUUUUGGAUUAAGCAGAAACCCAUCUCAGUCGAUUCUGACCUGCUCUGUGCCUGUGACCUUGCUGAAGAAAAGAGCCCCAGUCACGCAAUAUUUAAACUCACAUAUCUAAGCAAUCACGACUAUAAACACCUCUACUUUGAAUCUGACGCUGCUACCAUCAAUGAAAUCGUGCUCAAGGUUAACUACAUCCUGGAAUCACGAGCAAGCACUGCCCGGGCUGACUAUUUUGCUCAAAAACAAAGAAAACUGAACAGACGUACAAGCUUCAGCUUCCAGAAGGAGAAGAAAUCAGGACAGCAGUGACCCUGGCCUCCAGCCUCAGUCUAUUGCCAAAGCUCAGAGCCUGCCUGCCAGGGCCCAGGCAGCCUUAGAGCCCUCCCUGCAUCCUGCAGUCCUGGGGAGGGAGGCCAGCUCCUGGCUCAUGGGCACAGGGCUGGUGGGCUCUUGGGGAAGGCGUGGAGGGACACCCCCUAGGAUGGAGCUGAGUAGCAAUGGCUGUGGUUAGCAGUGCCUGGAGGCCUGACCGCCACCAAGAGGAACCACGUGCUGCCCAGCCGUUUUCACUGCCUGGUGACCCUGCCCGAGGAUGUACAUAGCCAUGCCCAGAUACUUCCUUGCAACCUUGAUCAAAUUUCUAAAAGCAAAUGAAGAACAAAAAUGUACAUUUCUUUUUUUUCCUUUUAAUAAACAGGUGUACUCUUUA
Messenger RNA from Choloepus didactylus (southern two-toed sloth), 2307 nucleotides. RefSeq names its product MAPK associated protein 1 (gene MAPKAP1). Gene Ontology annotation, cellular component: plasma membrane; cytoplasm; TORC2 complex. The transcript is spliced from 11 exons. Gene Ontology annotation, biological process: TORC2 signaling. NCBI's taxonomy places the organism in Eukaryota, Metazoa, Chordata, Mammalia, Pilosa, Megalonychidae. Bases 915 to 1907 code for a protein of 330 amino acids. Gene Ontology annotation, molecular function: phosphatidylinositol-4,5-bisphosphate binding. The record is from RefSeq and is a predicted model, not a curated record.